AGACGCUCACUGGUGCACCGUAACUCCCAAGGGCACAUGUCAGCCAGAAGCAGUGAGUUCAGAAUGUCGUCUGUGGAUGAGGAUUGUGCUUCGGUAACUUUAGACCCGCUGGAGCACGAGUGGAUGAUGUGCACGGCAGACGGCGAGUGGGACAGUCUGCAGCGGCUGCUCGAGUGUGAACCCACACUCAUCUCCAAGAAGGACUUUGUCACGGGGUUUACGUGUCUGCACUGGGCGGCCAAGCAAGGCAAACACGAGCUUUUCGCAAUGCUGGUGGAUUUCGCCAAACGGCACGGCGUCGCCAUCAACGUAAACGCCCGAUCCAGCGCCGGCUACACGCCUCUGCACCUGGCAGCCAUGCACAAUCAUAUAGAGGUCAUGAAGCUUCUGGUGGGAGCGUAUGAUGCUGACGUGGAUGUGCGGGAUUACAGCGGGAAGAAAGCGGCGCAGUAUCUCCGAUCCAGCGACACAUGCGACAUCAAGGACAUCAUAGGGGCUUGUGUGAACUCUGACACAGAGAACGCAUCUGGAGCCGGGCGAUGGAAGCUUCCUAAAGUCCUGCAGUCCAACCUCAACGCUCUACGGUUACUGAACCACCCUGAAGAGAUGACGGCCGAUGCUCAGCCCAGGCCCAGGUCUCUGUAUCGGAAAUCCUCCAUCAGCCGCAUCAGACUGCAGAGGAACCGCUUCAAGACGCAGAUCGUCCACAGCACGUCGUUCAGAGAGAACGAGGAAGGAGAGGAGUCUCUCAAGAGCCCGGUCAAAUCCAGACCCUUGUCCAAUCUGUUUGGCUGAGACGGAAAUGUGAAUAAUAGAGACCUAUGCAAAGACAUUGUUACUCUGAGAUCAGCUGAGCUGCUUGUUUACUGCGUGGUUCAAACU
Molecule: messenger RNA, 882 nt
Organism: Sinocyclocheilus rhinocerous
Lineage: Eukaryota; Metazoa; Chordata; Actinopteri; Cypriniformes; Cyprinidae
Product: ankyrin repeat domain-containing protein SOWAHC-like
Exons: 1
Coding region: 37-795 (252 amino acids)
Molecular function (GO): protein binding
Source: RefSeq, a predicted model, not a curated record